AUGGAAAACGGGCAGUGUGCUGACGAGUAUGUGGCGUUCCUGUUCGUGCGUGCAGUGACCUUGGGGCCGAAGCUGUCGGAGACGGUGAAGGGGAAGCUUAGCCUGGGCGCGAGGAUCCUGCAGGCUGGCGGCGUGGAGCGGGUGUUCCGGCAGGCCUUCUCGGCCGAGAAGGGCGAGCGGCUGGUGAAGGCGCUGCAGUGCUACCUCUACACCACCAGCGGGCCCAUCGCCGGGAUGCUCUUCGUCUCCACCAGGAAGAUCGCCUUCCGCAGCGACCGGUCCCUCACCGUCACCUCGCCCGCCGGCGACGUCGCUCGGGUGCCGUACAAGGUGGUGGUGCCGCUGGGGAGGAUCAAGGGGGUGCAGCCGAGCGAGAACGCCGACAACCCGGAGCAGAAGUACAUACACAUGGCCACCGUGGACGGGUUCGAGUUCUGGUUCAUGGGCUUCGUGAGCUACCAGAGGUGCUGCAAGUACAUGCAGCAGGUCAUCUCCUCCCAGUUGUGA
Molecule: messenger RNA, 507 nt
Organism: Triticum turgidum subsp. durum (durum wheat)
Lineage: Eukaryota; Viridiplantae; Streptophyta; Magnoliopsida; Poales; Poaceae
Source: the annotation of a GenBank genome assembly